Molecule: messenger RNA, 4122 nt
Organism: Grus americana (Whooping crane)
Lineage: Eukaryota; Metazoa; Chordata; Aves; Gruiformes; Gruidae
Gene: EGR2
Product: early growth response 2
Exons: 2
Coding region: 306-1694 (462 amino acids)
Biological process (GO): regulation of transcription by RNA polymerase II
Molecular function (GO): DNA-binding transcription factor activity, RNA polymerase II-specific; RNA polymerase II cis-regulatory region sequence-specific DNA binding
Source: RefSeq, a predicted model, not a curated record
GUGACGUCCCCGGUAUUCAGGGGGCCCCCAUAAAUACUUACCGCCAGACUUGUCCUCCAGCGCGAGCUGCGGCGGGAGCGCGGCUCUCCCGGGGCACCGCGGGCACCGCACCGCCGCGACGGGGCGGCCGCCCGCCCGCCCGCACAUGCCGCGCCGGCUCCCCGCGGUCCCCCCGCGCCGGUAGUGGGAGGCAGGGGGAAGCGCCCCCUCCUCUCUCGCCUCUCUUCUCCUCUCCUCUCCCCUCCCCGCCCCGAGCGCACACCACCGGCCGGGAGCGCCGCUCCCCCGGCCGCCCCGCCGCCCCCAUGAUGACCGCCAAGGCGGUGGACAAGAUCCCGGUGACCCUCGGCGGGUUUGUGCACCAGCUCCCCGAGGGCAUUUACCCCGCGGAUGACAUCUCCGCCGCGCUGCCAACUUCGGUCGCGAUCUUCCCCAAUGCCGACCUGGCAGGGCCGUUUGACCAGAUGAGCGGUGUGGCAGGAGACGGCAUGAUCAACGUGGACAUGGGCGACAAGCGGGCCCUGGACCUGCCCUACGGCGGCGGCUUCGCGCCCAACGCCCCGGCCUCCCGCAACCAGACCUUCACCUACAUGGGCAAAUUCUCCAUCGACCCGCAGUACCCCGGCGCCGGCUGCUACCCCGAGGGCAUCAUCAACAUCGUGAGCGCGGGAAUCCUGCAGGGGGUCAGCACGCCCUCCUCCGCCGCCUCCUCCGCCUCCUCCGCCGCCUCCUCCGCCUCCUCCUCGGCCACCGCCGCCUCCGCCGCCUCCCCCAACCCGCUGGCCGGGGCCCUCGGCUGCACCAUGGCGCAGGGCCAGCCGGCCGACCUGGAGCACCUCUACUCGCCGCCGCCGCCGCCCUACUCGGGCUGCGGCGACCUGUACCCGCAGGACCCCUCCUCGGCCUUCCUGCCCGCCGCAGGCGGCGGGGCGCUGCCUUUCCCCCCGCCGCCCUCCUACCCCUCCCCGAAGGCGGCGGCGGCCGACGGCGGGCUCUUCACCAUGAUUCCCGAGUACGGCGGCUUCUUCCCGCCGCCCCAGUGCCAGCGGGAGCUGCACGCCGGCCCCGACCGCAAACCCUUCCCUUGCCCCCUCGACUCGCUCCGCGUCCCGCCGCCCCUCACGCCGCUCUCCACCAUCCGCAACUUCACUAUGGGGGCGCCCCCGGCGGGCGCCGCCUCCGGCAGCGCUCCCGGCGGCGGCGGCGGGGGCGAGGGCGCGGGCGCCCGGCUGCCCGCCGGCGCCUACAGCCCGCACCACCUGCCGCUGCGGCCCAUCCUGCGGCCCCGCAAGUACCCCAACCGGCCCAGCAAGACGCCGGUCCACGAGCGGCCCUACCCCUGCCCCGCCGAGGGCUGCGACCGCCGCUUCUCCCGCUCCGACGAGCUCACCCGGCACAUCCGCAUCCACACGGGCCACAAGCCCUUCCAGUGCCGCAUCUGCAUGCGGAACUUCAGCCGCAGCGACCACCUCACCACCCACAUCCGCACGCACACCGGCGAGAAGCCCUUCGCCUGCGAUUUCUGCGGCAGGAAGUUCGCCCGCUCCGACGAGAGGAAGCGGCACACCAAGAUCCACCUGCGCCAGAAGGAGAGGAAAGGAGCCGCCGCCGCCGCCGGCGGAUGCCCGCAGCCCGGCGGCGGGACCGGCGCGGCCGCCCUGGCCCCCUGCGCGGCGCGGACGCGGACGCCCUGACGGCGCGGGGCGCGUAGGACCCAGCGCUGAGCCGCUGAGCCGCCGCCGAGCGCGGCGGGGCGCGGAGCCCGGCGGGGCGCGAUGAGCACCUGGCGGCGCCGCGGGGCUCCCCCGGGCCGGAGCGGGCCGGGCCGGGCCGGCGGGUGUACAUAGGGGCUGCGGCGGGAGGAUGGAUGCAUGCAGAGCCGUCGUGGUGAGGUGUUCUUGGUGCCUUGUGUGGUGUAGAGCCCGGUCCCCUGUCUGCAUGUGGGGGGUGCCUUACCGAUCCGCUCCGACGACAGCGGCGACACCGAGACCGGAAAGUUUUCCCUCCCUGGUUUUAGUACGGCUGUACAUUUCUGCCUAUUAAUAUUGGGAUUUUUUUUUUUUUUAGAGACUAUAUUUUUGUACGCACUGGUUUGGGGUUUUGGUUUUGUUUUUCUUUUUGGUGACUUACAAGUGUUACGUUUGUAGUAGGACUGGGGCCGGGAUGUAAAUACUCUGGCUGGAGCCGACGUUCGUUGUCCACCGGGACCCGGUGCGCAGCAGAUAACACGAAUAAUGCACAACCACUAACGGGAGCUGGAAGGAGAGAGGGUUUCUUUCUGGCCGCUCUGUAAAUAAACUUUUCGACGAUAGGGUCGGUGCUUACAACGUUUAUAAAAGACGACAAAUAAAUCUCUUAAUUAUGCUAAAUUGACACCUUUAUUUCCGUAGGUUCCCCGGCCCGGCCCGGGACAGGGAGUGCCUCCCGCCCGUCCCCGGGCAGCCGCCGGGCGCACCGCACCGCCUCGGCGCGGAAAACCAGCGUCCCCGGCCCCGGUGUACAAACACUCGCUCUGGGGCGCGGGGAUUUCCCUCGGAGACGAGAGACGGGCUAAUAUUAACCGGGGAGCGGGGUGGGUUUUUUUGACUCACUUUCUGUUUUGUUCCGCGGUUACGAUCCGCCCCAGGCAACCUCCCCGAGUGGGCUCCGGAAAAGUGAGCGCCGCCGCCCCGACGGACGCUGCUCGGGGAAAGCGGCUCCCGGCGGCGCGGGGCUGCGCGGGCGGCGGCGCCGCGCCCGCUCUCGGGGGGCUCCGCGGGGGCCCGGGGGCGGCGGCGCUCACCCCCGCGGCACAGCCGGGCUUUUUCUGCUGAACCCAUCUGGCCGCAACAUCGUGGGUUUGUUUGUUUGGUUUUUUUUAACCUAUUUUGAUUAUUGUUUUUAAGAUGUUAUCCCGGCCUGGCCCCGCCAGGGCCCACCUUCGGGUGCUGCCGUCGGUGCAGGGCAGUACCGCCCCCGCGGGUUCACCCCGCUGCUGCAGAGAUCCCCGGUACGCCCCGCACGGCACCGGUGAGCCGUGCAGGAUGGGCCUCACCGCUAACGCCGCAACCCAGCACCGCAGGGAGCAGGGCAAAGCCCUUGCCCAGCCGCUCCCAGCCUCUGCUUGCCCCAGUCCCGCUGCGCAAAGCCCAGGUGGCACCUGCCUUUUCUGUCUGAAAGGCCCUACUCCCUGUCUCCCGGCAUUGGCUUUUGGGGCAGCUGCUCUUUGCUUGGGAAAGGCGGUCAGUGGUAGCUGAAGCGACGUGCCUGGUUUUGAAUCGGACGUGAAGCAGGCUUCCAAACCAGGCACGUACCAGUCUGUGCAGGAUGGAGAAACCAGAGAACGCCGCCAGCUCGAGAGCCACUAUGCUCACCACCCCGCCGUCCACUUUAGCAGCGCAAGUAAGCCUUCGCCUUCCCUGCUGCAUGUCCCUGUCAGUUGCAGCUUUGCCACCUGAUCCCGUGUGCUGCUGGCCCCCACAAGAGACCGUGGCCUGCUGCAGGAGGGAUGUCAUGCAGGAGCGCAACCCCACGGGAGCCAUGGCCUCCUCAGUCAGCAUCAGUGGGCUGCGCUGCAGGGAGGUGUACAGGGAUCCAGUGCUCUCAGCCUGUUGGGCUUCUGGACGUACUGCCACGGCCUCGGAUAACCACGGCUCGGUCGCAGCCAGAGCGUCAUGAGCAAAACUGGGAUUGCGGAUACCCAGGUGCACAAUCUGAGGCCCCGCUUGCGCUCUCCAAGCUACUGUCUGCAGCCACGCUACAAGAUUCAAACCCCAGUCAGAAGCAAAAUGAGAUAACCACCACAGAAAUUGUCAAUGAGCUGAACUAAGGAAACUGCUGAUGACUAGCGCACAGCUACAAGACAGCCUUACAUUGUAUAAAAGUAUCAGCGAUCUUAAACCUGUGCCUUUGCCUGACAGUAACAGCCAGCUUCAAAAGUGGUAAAGUUGCACGUGUCUGGAUUUGUCUGCGGGAUGCCAGUGGAAGAUUUGGGCUGAGAACCCAGUGCUAAGCGUCGCUUUUCAAAGAAAGGCCAGUUGCACCAUUUGGACUGUUAGGCAAGAGAAAGCGCACUCUGUACCAUAGUUGGUUCAAGACUGUCAUACUUGUGAAGGAAAGUAAUGACUGGCCAGUGGUGAGAUA